AUGGUUGAACUUAAACCUGUGGAGGGAGACGUCUACCUGUGGAAAUACCUACCAUCGAUCCCAGCAGCAGCAUUAUUCCUCGUCCUUUUUGCGGUCGCAACAGGUGUUCUUUGCUGGCGCUUGAUCAGAACCCGGACAUGGUUCUGCAUACCAUUUGCAAUCGGUGGAAUCCUCCAAGUAGGCGGCUAUGGUGUCCGUAUAUACUGUCACUGGCACACCGACGAAAUCCCCGCCUUCGCCGUCCAAAGUAGUUUCAUCAUUCUCGCUCCCGUGUUCUAUGCCGCCUCGAUUUACAUGGUCCUCCGCCGCCUCAUCUGUUCAAUCAAAGGAGAACGCUUUUCGAUCGUCCCAGCGAAAUGGUUAACCUGGAUUUUUGUCGCAGGCGAUGUAAUCGCCCUAAGCAUCCAAGGAAACGCCGUGGGUCUAACCUUCAAAGAAAGCACCCAAAAGAUCGGAGAAUGGAUCAUCACCGCUGGAUUAAUCGUUCAAAUCCUCAUCUUCGGUUUCUUCAUCAUCGUGUGCAGUAUCUUCCACGCUAGGAUGAAUAAAGAUGUUAGCGAAAAUCCUAGAAGUGGACCGCAUUUGACUAUUCCAUGGAGGGCCGGGUUGAAGAUGUUGUAUGCCUGCAGCGCAUUGAUCAUGGUCAGGUCGGUGUUUAGGGUUAUUGAGUACGUUAUGGGGGUUGAUGCGUACUUGUUGGCAAAUGAGUGGCCUUGGUAUAUUUUUGACGCUGUUUUGAUGCUUGCGACGCAAGUUAUCUUUGUGGUUUGGUUCCCGGACCAGUUCCGACCGGAGGAGAUUGUUUUGAAGAGUGAGGGAGAUAGUGAGGAUGGGCACACCCUUGUGGAGGUGGAGCGCAGGGGCUUUGAUAACUGUUAG
Molecule: messenger RNA, 879 nt
Organism: Orbilia oligospora ATCC 24927
Lineage: Eukaryota; Fungi; Ascomycota; Orbiliomycetes; Orbiliales; Orbiliaceae
Exons: 2
Coding region: 1-879 (292 amino acids)
Cellular component (GO): membrane
Source: RefSeq, a predicted model, not a curated record